UUUGCAUUGUGUUUGCUGAUAGGUUGUGUACUUCCUGGUUGUUAGACUCAGUGCUGUUUCUGUAGGACGUGGGUGUGUGCAGUCUCCUUCCUCAUUGUGUCUCAAAGAUGUGGCUUUUGAUUGCUGUGACAUUUCUGAUCCAACAUUAUGCAUAUUCAGAAUCUAUAUCUAGAAAAAUUAGGAGUGGAUCAAGUGAUUUUAUUUAUAGUCCAGAUCCGGAAGCAACUAUGAAUAUUAGUGAAAUGAUCAGAUACAGAGGAUACCCAAGUGAGGAGUAUGAAGUCGUUACAGAUGAUGGCUACAUCCUGAGUGUUAACAGAAUACCCCAUGGAGUCAAAUAUGGAUUUACAGGCCCUAGACCUGUGGUUUUCCUUCAGCACGGUUUGCUGGCAGAUGGUAGCAACUGGGUCAGUAAUCUUGCAAACAAUAGCUUGGGUUUCAUCCUAGCAGAUGCCGGUUAUGAUGUUUGGAUGGGAAACAGUCGAGGGAACACCUGGUCUAAGAAACACAAAACCCUUUCACCAGAGGAGGACGAGUUCUGGUCUUUUAGUUAUGAUGAGAUGGCGAAACAAGAUCUACCUGCAGUUAUAAACUUUAUUUUACAAAAAACAAAGCAGGAGAAAAUAUAUUACAUUGGCCAUUCUCAGGGUACCACAAUAGCCUUUAUAGCAUUCUCAAGUAUGCCUGAGCUGGCUGAUAAGAUAAAAAUGUUCUUUGGCCUCGCUCCGGUGGCUACCGUCAAGUUCUCCAGCAGUCCGCUGGCAAAACUUGGGAUUUUCCCAGAGUUCCUUGUCAAGGACCUGUUUGGGAAGAAAGAAUUCCUCCCAAAGACGUACAUCAUCACAUGGCUUGCCACACAUUUUUGCACUCAUGAACUAGCAGAUCAUCUUUGUGGCAACGUUUUCUUCCUCUUAUGUGGAUUUAAUGAGAAAAACCUUAAUAUGAGUCGUGUAAACGUGUAUUCAUCGCAUUGCCCUUCAGGGACUUCCGUGCAGAACAUGAUCCACUGGGGUCAGGCAGUAAAAUCUGGUGAACUGGAAGCAUUUGACUGGGGAUGGAAGGGUAAUAUGAUCCAUUACAAUCAGUCUACUCCUCCAUUGUACAAUGUGAGAGACAUGAAGGUACCAACUGCACUUUGGACGGGAGGCAAUGAUUGGCUAGCUGAUCGGAAGGACAUCGGCUUAUUGCUCACACAAGUCACUAACCUGGUCUACCACAAAGAGAUUCCAGAAUGGGAACACUUGGAUUUUAUCUGGGGCUUAGACGCUCCUGAACGGAUGUACAAUGAAAUCAUUGAUUUGCUGAAAAAGUAUUCAUAGUGUGUAAUUAAACCAUAUAUAACCAGA
This is a messenger RNA of Bombina bombina (fire-bellied toad), 1346 nucleotides long. RefSeq names its product lysosomal acid lipase/cholesteryl ester hydrolase. Lineage: Eukaryota; Metazoa; Chordata; Amphibia; Anura; Bombinatoridae. The transcript has 10 exons. The record is from RefSeq and is a predicted model, not a curated record. Gene Ontology annotation, molecular function: hydrolase activity, acting on ester bonds. Bases 108 to 1319 code for a protein of 403 amino acids.